AUGGAUACCUCAAGACAUUCUGGGAAAAAUGAAGGCAAGACUGCUGUUUCCUCUAAACAUCCAGAAGACAUCAAAGACUGGAAUAAAGACGAUGUGAGAGCUUGGAUGUUUGAUAUAAAUGUGGACAGGGAAGGUGCAGACAUUUUGUAUAAUGAGAGAAUUAAAGGAGAUAGUCUUCUCCUCUUGGAGGCGACUGAUUUCAGGCAACUAGGCCUGUCACUGAAUGCGAUAAAACUGAUUGUUCACAACAUAGGUCUUCUGAAACAAAAGACUCAACAGCAGAAUGACAUGGUGACUUGGUCUUGUAGCCUGAAGCCUUACCCUUUUAAUAGAUUUAAUGCAGCUCACAGGUACAGAGAAAACACUACUCUAGAUGUAACCGAAACUGGUCCAAUAGACCUCAUUCAACCCUGUCAUGAAUUCAAAGGCUUCACCAACACAACAGAAGAGAACAGAAUGAAAAAAUACACUUAUGAGGUGAUACGAUUUGCAGCAGCUUGUAUGAAUAGCCGCACAAAUGGCACCAUUCAUUUUGGAGUGGCAGAUAAACCACACGGACAAAUUCUGGGUGUUGACAUCCCCAAAACAGACGAUUUUGAUGUACAACAGUCGCAUGCAAUUGAAAGACAUUUUAAAUUGGAAAAGAAUGUUCAAGUAGCAAAGAUGUGCAUUAAACCCCCUCGAUUUGUUGAAGUUCUCAAAGUUGACAUGAUGUCCUCUGGAAAAUAUGUUAUUGAAGUGGACAUAGAGCCAUCCUCAAAUGUCUGUCAAGACCUGCAUUUCAACACAUAUGAUUUAGAAAAAAAUAACAAGAAUCUCAAAAAUAAAGACAAGAUGUCUGAGCCGAAGAAGAACAAUGAAAGCAAGUCUUUCUUCAUAAGAGACUGCAGCAGCAGUAAGAAUCUCAUUACAUCUGAUUCCUCAAAGGAGGUUGAGAAAUAUAUUGCUAACAUGGCACAUUUAUCCCAGCUGAGGAAGGAAGCUGAAGAAAAGCAUCUUUCCAAUGUCAAAACCAGUGUCCAAGGCUCGAAGCUCUGUGAGAUGAUAACAGGAGGGACACAAUCUUUGGACAGGUCACACUUUACAUCGUACAUUGUGGUGGCCAACAAGUCUCAUCCAGUUCAGCUGGAAAACCUGCGUUUCCUUCUUCACAUGGACCUAGUGGCUGUUUUGGAUUUUGAUCCAGAAUCUGCUGAACAUGGCUUAUAUAAGCUGUUUGAAGAGAGAAAAACCAAUGUUCACUUACCGACUCAAUAUAAAAUUACAGUGGCAGUUGAGGACAUAGCAGAGAAGUUAAAACUUACCAAGAGUACGAGUUGGGUUUUCUGUAAUGGAGGAAUUAAUAAUGAAAGCCCAUCUGAUGCUGAUAAGUGGUCAAUUGAGAAGGGAUCUUCAGUGCAUGAUGUCAUUUCUUUCCUGUGUAGAAAGGACGUGCUGCCUCACAAGAAAUUUUUUACCAUAUUCUUGCUAUUAAAUCAGGUUAAUGAUCGGAAAGACCCUUUACUUGAGACCUUAAAUUUCUUUUUACAGGAGCUCAAGGGAGAGAACCAAAUCUUAUGCAUCACUGACAAUGAAGCGUCAUACACCUACUGGAAGGAUCUCAUUGAUGUAGCUGACAUCUCUAAGAGAUGUAUUUAUGAGCUGAGCUUUGCUGAAGUCAAUGGCACAGUGCUCAGCCUGUGGUCUGAAAACCGCAAAUCCAGCCGCUUUCUGCCUUGUGGUGGUGGCAGUAAUGUUGUGCUCUCUAAGAAAACGGAAGAGUCCUUAGAAACCCUGAGUAUUCUUUGUGUGAACCAGUGUGAAGGAGGUAAUGAGGACAAACAACAUCAUGAAGAGAUCUUUUAUAAGGGAGGGAAAGUGUCUUGGUGGAACUUCUACUUCUCAGAACAGCCUGGCUCAAUGUCGUUCAUCAAACGAGACAAGUUUGACUACAUUGUGAACACUAUUAUUCCAGACAUAUGCAGUCGUAUGAGAGUGUGUGAGUUUUUCAACAUCUUCCAUCUUCCAGGCUGUGGUGGCACUACAUUGGCCAUGCAUGUUCUGUGGACACUCAAGGAUAAAUUUCGUUGUGCGGUGUUGCAGGACUCAACAGGUGAUUACGCUGCGGCAGCAGAACAGGUAGUGCAGCUACUAAUAUAUGAGACAAACGAGCAACCCACACGACUUCCUGUUUUGCUCAUUAUCGAUGACUUCCAAGAUAUAUCUGAUGUCAAAAAAUUCCAACUUCAAAUUGAGGAGGAAUGUCAAAAGCAAAAUAUUUCUUCAAAGUCUCCACAAGUGGUAAUUGUCAACUGCAUGAGAGUUGAAACCAGUGAACUGACAGAUGGAACUGAUAAUUCAGUAUUCAUUGGAAACACGUUAUCAAAAAAGGAACAGGAACUCUUUAAGGAGAAGCUGAAGGAGUUUAAGAAAACUAACAUGAACACAAAAACAUUUUAUGGGUUCAUGAUUCUGAUGACCAACUUCUCCUCUGAGUAUAUUCAGAUUUGAAAACUUCACGUUGUGAAAAAAACCCUCAAGGGCUUCAACUUUGAACACAAGCAUGCUCAGCUUUUUGCUGUUCUUGUCCUCUUGCAUGUCUACCGCAGUAAUGCAGUGCUGUCAGUCUCGACAUGUGAAGAGUUCCUUGGUCUGCAAACAAAAGCAGACUUUAAAUUCUGCACAGUCGAAGAUGGAUUUGAAAGGUUUUCCAAUAUUUUGACAAGAUUCAAAGUUGAAUCCAAAGUUAACUUUGAGGGUGUGCGGGUGAUUCACCCAAGUAUAGCUAAACACUGCUUGCAGGAGCUUUCAGCUUCUCAUGGAGUGACGAAGGCAGAAAUCACUAACAUUCUGCUUACAACAGAGUUAUUUUUUGAGUACACUCUGGGAAAACAAAAAUUAAGGCAGGAUGUUCACAACAUGCUAGUGAAAAGGCAGUAUUCAGCUGAGAUGGAAGGCUCUCUUUUUUCUCCUCGUAUCCAAGAUAUAAUGAAAGAAACCCAAGGAAUGGAACAAAUUAUUCUACACAAUGCAGAAAAGUGUCUCAAAAAAGAUGCAUACAUAUUACAGCUGCUUGCCAGGUAUUAUUACAUUAAAAAACAGGACUUUCCCCAAGCCAUGUACUGGGCAAGGAAGGCCAAAAGCCAUUUACCAGAGAACUCAUACAUGUGCGAUACAGAAUAUCAGGUAUGCAUUUAUGAGCUCAAGCAUGCUGUAUACAAAGACAAAGAUGAUCUCAUCAAGCCAGACAAUCUUGACGAGUAUCUUACAUUGGCUCAGAAGGCAUCCAAAGCUUGCAAAGAAACCCAAAAAUGUGCAGACAAAGAGGCCAAGCAUCGAUUAGAUGAAAGAAGGGUUAAAAGAGAUUAUAAAAAUUAUCAAACCUACAACACAGCUGGCCUUCUCAGUGAACUUCAGACUGGAGUUACAGUCAUAAAAAUCCUGCAAAAGACACCGCUGUUUAACUCAAAAGACACCUGCAACAACUGCCUUAGUCAAGUCCUCAUGAGUAAAAUUACCAUUGAAGAUUUGCCCAGCAAGAAUCUCAGACUAAAGCCAUACAACCAGGUAUUGCUAAAGCAUAAGAGAUAUCUUCUUCAACUAAAAGAGAGGAUGAAGAAACAUUUUAUCUUUCUUGACAAUUUUCUUGUCAAUUUAGUACCAUUUUUUGCUGAGAAAGACAAGCAAAAAGAACUGACAAUGCACAGGAUAUCCAAGUACUUUUAACAGUACACUGACCUCUUUUGUGAGAUCAAUUGGAGUGAGCUAGUUAAUAACAAGCAUGUAAAUAGCAUGGUUAAAAUUGAGCAGACACGCCAAUGUCUGGAGAAGAACAAGGGGGAUUCCUACACAGGUCUUCUGGAACAUUUAUAUCAGGACAACUCUGCAUCAACUCUUGAAGAGAUCAUCAAGCAGUAUCGUUUUAUUGCAAGCUUACAAAGGGAUCAACCCUUAAUGGACACAGUCAACUUUAUCUAUGCCAAUGUAAUUCUGGCCAACAUCAAACCUGAAUCUCAGUACAUCAUGCCUUACCAAUGCCUUUGUAAAUUACUCCCUCAAAUAAACAAGCAACCCGCAUCUUUCAGUGAAAUCCUGCCAUUGCACUACAUAACAAUUUUAUUGUUAUCACAAGAGGGGAAUGUUGCAUUGCAAGCAAUUGUGUCACAAAUGAAGGCAUCGUAUUUCAGUGAACUGAAUCCUGUGUCUAAUGGAAAGAGAGCAGCAGUCCACUUUUACCUAGGGAAGGAGAAAGGCUACAGUGCCCUGAUAUCCCAGAGAGCUAUUAACCGCUGUUUAUCACCUGUGCAGGACAUUGCUACUCUGUGGGAUAAUGAAAGUAUUUGGAAGAAAAUGAGAGACAGCGAGAAACUUCUCAGAGUUUCUGGUGAAAUUCGGGAUGGUUUUAUCAGUGUUGCAGGCAUCACGGUUGAUCCGAUGUUCAGAAGCCAGUUAUGUAAAGAAUCUGGAACAAGAGUGAAUUUCUUCAUCGGAUUCUCAAUGAAUGGACCAGUCGCACUUGACAUUGACUUUGAGUCAUAACCGUACGUUCACACCGAAAGCAACGAGAGCGUC
Messenger RNA from Danio aesculapii, 4551 nucleotides. RefSeq names its product sterile alpha motif domain-containing protein 9. Gene Ontology annotation, molecular function: protein binding. The record is from RefSeq and is a predicted model, not a curated record. The transcript is spliced from 3 exons. Gene Ontology annotation, cellular component: cytoplasm. NCBI's taxonomy places the organism in Eukaryota, Metazoa, Chordata, Actinopteri, Cypriniformes, Danionidae.